GUAGUCAGUAGCCUAGUCACCACAGACUGGAGUACCGCAGAAUACAUGUCAAUUGUUUUGAUAAAACUAACGUGACGUCGGCAUUAUCUCCCACACCUUAUCGAAAAUUCCACAUUAAUAAGAUGUCGAUGUUAAAAUAAAACAGAUUACUUCGCGCUGUGUUCACGAAUCCCCCAAAAAAUUCGAAGGUAGAAAUGUCAAAACGCGUAUGUGUGAUCGGCGCAGGCAUAGCUGGUAUAUCCUCAGCCAGAUAUUUAAAAGAGGAAGGGAUUGACUUCACUGUUUUUGAAUCCACGCGAUACAUAGGAGGCACUUGGAGAUAUGACACUCACGUGGGCACUGAUGAAAAUGGUCAACCACUUCAUACAAGCAUGUACAAAUACUUAAGAACAAACCUGCCAAAAGCCCCAAUGGAAAUGCGGGGCUUCCCCUUGCCCGACUACCUGCCCUCGUACCCUACUGGAAGAGACUUCUACCACUAUCUAGAAGAGUGUGUGGACCGUUUAGACAUUAAAAAAUACAUCAAGUUCUUACACGCCGUAGUUUCAGUAAGAAGGAUAAACGAUGUGUGGAAAGUAAAAUACGAACACGUUGUAACUAAGGAGACGUUUGAGGAAGACUUUGAUUACAUCAUUGUUGGGAACGGACACUUUAGCAAACCUAGCUAUCCUAACAUUCCUGGUGAAGAUCUUUUUACAGGUAGAAUAAUCCACAGCCAUGACUACAAAGCGCCAGAACCUUUCACCAAUCGUCGUGUACUAGUCGUGGGCGCCGGUCCAUCAGGCAUGGACAUCGGUCUCGAAGUAGCUGACGUGGCCAGCGCUCUCAUCCACAGCCAUCACUCUAAGAUCAACUGGACCACGCCCUUCCCUCCUCACUACCACAAGAAACCUGAUAUCAAGGAGUUCAAUGAAACUGGAGUCAUAUUCGAGGAUGGUAGUUUUGAAGAAGUAGAUGAUGUUAUUUAUUGUACAGGUUUCUAUUACGACUUUCCAUUCUUGGACGAGUCAAGCGGCCUGACGAUGGAGCCCAAGAGUGUGGUGCCCCUGUACAGGUACACGGUGAACAUUAACCAGCCCAGUAUGUUCAUCAUGGGAGCUUUCAUCAGAGCCUGCUUGGUGGUCGCUUUGGAUGCUCAGGCACGCUACGCAACAGCUUAUAUUAAAGGGAACUUCAGUCUGCCGACCCGAGACGAGAUGAUGCUGGAGUGGCAGAAGAGAAUGGACACCAUUCGCUCCAAGGGACUGCCUACUUCUUACAUACACAUUCUUGGGGAAAAAGAGGACGAAUUCUACGCGGAACUUACAAGAGAGUCAGGUAUCGAGAGAGUUCCCCCAGUCAUGUUCAAGAUCCGCACAAUGGACACUGAGGCCAAGAUAGAGAACUUAUACACCUACAGAAACUACGCUUAUACAGUCAUUGAUGACCAUACUUUCGUCAGGAAGGUAGAAGACCCCGCUAUUAGGAAGGGAAUGCAUGAAUAUGGGUUAGCGUAUAUGAAUUAAAAUGGAUACGAACAUAAUAUCGGAGCACAUUCAGUUCAUACACUCAAAAAUGCAUUUGGAGUGGCAGAGAGCGAAUUUGAAGGCAAAAAUUUAUCGAUAGUGUUUCUUCGCGACAUGCUCUCACAUGCGCUUAUACUUAGAUAUUCAAAUUAAUAAACUAUGUGCCUAUCAAAUAAUAAUGAACAUGUAUAUAAAAUGUACCAAUUCAUUAUUAUUGAUACGUAACAGAUACACCCAAAAUAGUCUAUCGGAUAGAUUAGCUUUAAUUUCAAACUGUUGUUGUCUCGAUCAAAUAUUAAUCGGAAUUACUAAGUA
This is a messenger RNA of Helicoverpa zea (corn earworm), 1820 nucleotides long. RefSeq names its product senecionine N-oxygenase-like (gene FMO2). The record is from RefSeq and is a predicted model, not a curated record. Gene Ontology annotation, molecular function: flavin adenine dinucleotide binding; NADP binding; N,N-dimethylaniline monooxygenase activity. The transcript is spliced from 8 exons. Bases 195 to 1505 code for a protein of 436 amino acids. NCBI's taxonomy places the organism in Eukaryota, Metazoa, Arthropoda, Insecta, Lepidoptera, Noctuidae.